This is a messenger RNA of Melospiza georgiana, 4671 nucleotides long. Its product is annotated as hydrocephalus-inducing protein-like. The transcript has 3 exons. The record is from RefSeq and is a predicted model, not a curated record. The coding region runs from base 2779 to 3408 and encodes 209 amino acids. NCBI's taxonomy places the organism in Eukaryota, Metazoa, Chordata, Aves, Passeriformes, Passerellidae.
CCGGAGCGGGGCGGGUUUUUCCCCAGUGCGCAGACGCGGCACGGACACGGCCGAGCGGGGACCGGAGCCAGAACGGGACCGGGGCAGCGCCGGUGUCGGUCACGGGCACAGGGGGAGUUCCCCAGACCGCGCCUGCGCCGAGAGAAGCGCCGGGGAGGCGCGCUCGGGGUGGGGGCAUCCGCACUCCCAUGAGGGCACCGGCAGAGAGCGGGCGCGGUCUGGGUGCAGAGGGUGCCCGAGGGACCGGCCCUGCUCCGGUCCCAUGGCAGCGGGCACGCAGCCGGCCCCAGCAGCCAGCACACAGUUUCAGCCUCCAUCAAAAUCUCAAGCGGGAGAUUUUUCGCGGGUGCAGCGCAUGUUGUGUGAGGCACACUGAAUUCCUCAACAGCCCGGUCCCACAGAAGUGACGGAAACAGCAUUUACCAGAUGAUCAGGCUUCAGAUGCAAAAGAUGGACAUGUAAAAAAGCUGUCCAAAAUCAGAGUAAAGUGAGAAAGCCCCCAGGUUUUUGCCCAAGAUACAGAAAAAGGGGAAACCAGUGCAAAUCAGUGGUAUUCCAAAUAUGAUAUAAAUGGAAAUCUUCUGUUGUGCAAAAUGCCUCUUAGGGAGGGAAACCACUGUAGAAAGAUAGAGUUAUUAGCAAUGAUUCAAUUACAUGAAAUGUCUCUGAAGACAGAGCAUCUGAGAAAUAUCAAUCAGAUCCUAUCUGUGGGGUCACCAGCUGAUUCUCCAAUGAUUUACAGUUUUGUUGGUAUUGAGUUUGUAACCUUUGUUAUUUUUGGAUUUUAUAGGUGAUACUGAUAAAUAAGGAUUGUUAUUAAUGCUAUAUGAAUACUUUAAAAAAGUUGUCAUAACCCCUUCAAAUACUUCCUGUUGAUAAGUUGAUUAUAUAGUGAGAAUUUUCAGAAUUUAUUAUAAGAAUUAUGAUCAAGAUAUUGUUGUAAUAUUUACAGCCAGCUUUCAUGUGUUUCACUGUGUCUUUGCGUGAUCAUCUACAAGACACGUGUCUCUUCAGAAUCUUGUCUUUUUGUUUUUUAACUACUCAUGUUUUUUAGGUUUCCUUUAAAUCCAGAUUGCCAGUUUUGUGGUUUUCUUCAGCUAUUAUUUCUUCAGUUAUUAUAGAGUACUUCAGCCGAGAAUUCAAGAGGUUUGCUGUGUUUGAAGAAUUUCUGUCCUGACAGAAGUUUUGGAGGGAUUCAAUUAUUUAAUGGUUUGAUUGAUCUUUAAUCCUAAGGUAUCCUAUUCAUAAUUGCUGUUUUUAAGAGUCUUGUUUUAAAAUGUAUUAAGUGAUGUCCAUCAAUUAGAGUUUGAACUCUUGCCAAGUUCUAGCUCUACUUGAAUGGAAUGAUUGACAAUCAGCCCAGAUGUUUUCUGCAUCAAAAAGUAUUCAAGUCCUUUUGGCUUGGCAAUUUGACCAUGUAUGAUAGCUGAGCCUGAUUUCAAAGGGAAUUUGGAGAAACAUGAAUCCAGACAUGAGUUCUCCAGUUCUCUGUUGUUUUAAGGUUCAUCAGCUGUCGCAGACUCUGGGAUGACAGUUCAGUGUUGUAGUGACUGAUAAUGGUAUGAUUUCAGAUGUCUCAUUGGAUAUGUGUAUUAUCUGAUUGAUUUCUAAUUGUUGUUAUCUUACAUUUCCCUAUGCAAUAUUGCAUAGAGACUGAAACAGAUCAGACCAAUGUUUUAUUUUCAUAUAUGCGAAAAGCCAAUCAUAUAAUGUGACUUUUUCACAGUGCUGGUAGCACGUAGCUGCGACCCAGCUUUGUCUCCCCUUCCCAGGGAAGUCCUGCUCCAUGACCUUUAUCUGCCUCCCCAGCAGCUCAGUGGUAGGAAAAGCCACUUGAAGUGGCUGAUGGAUUCUCCCUCAGUUUUUUGCCAGAGGCUUUGAGCCAGGAGGUUCCCUGGAGGGACGCUGGCUCUGGAAACCUCUCCUGAGCUUGCAGGUGUGGAGUAAAACUCCCUGCUGGGCCAGUGAACAACAAGUUAUCCUCUGAUCCAUCUGGGACCCCCAUGGCUUGGGGUCAGCCCUUGCUGGGGAGCUGCUGCUUGGGAGAAAUAGCCACUCCCUUUUCAUAAGUUUAGAAAGGUUUAUUAAACCUUAUCAAAAAUGCAACAGAAGACUGAAUAGAGAAAAUGUUAUGGUGCCAGGAGCAAAGGAUUUUCCCCACCAUGUGCUCUCCCACACAAUGGAGUUUUUUCCUUUUAACCCUUUAGCCCCUCCCAAAAUUCUGUCCAUUGACUCCUUCUUCAGUGUCCAGUGGUAGAGUUUACUUCCUCAAAUCUUGAUUGGAGGUCAAAUGUCACUGUAGUGACAAGGUGACCCUCCCACAUAUCCCAACCCCAGGUGUCCCUUGAUAACAACUGAGGGGAUAAAAGAAAUUUUUCUUAACUUCUAUACAUGGUAUUUGUCUGUUAAUUGUGAGAGUCAAUCAUUGUGGCAUUCACAUUCUCUGAAUGGAGAGACAUAAUUCUCUCUCAAGGUUUCUUUUCCUGGAGAAGCACAGGGAAAAGCAAGAAAAAAAUUCUUAUCUCCGUCAUGUGGAAAGUGUUAGGAAGAUUAUUUACCUGAAGUGAUUUGUCAGUUGGAUUCUGCUGAGGAUUGUUUUGUUUCCUUGGCCAAUUGGAAAAAGCUUUGUCCUGGCUGUCUGGAGACAGUCACAAGUUUUCUUUAUUAUUCUUUAGUAUUCUCUAGUAUUCUUUGUAGUAUAGUAUGCUUCUUUAAUAUAGUGUAGUACAAUGUAAUAUAAUUUAGUUUAAUAAAGCAACUGUUCAGCCUUGUGAAUCAAUGGAGUCAGCUGCCAGUCAUUCCCUGCAAUGGGGCAUCCUGCUUUUUGAUAAAUCAUCGCAUUACUCAUCUCUCACACUGCAGCUCCUCCCCAGGUGCUUUGCUCUCCUGCACUCACACUUCUCUCUGCCAAUCUGUGGCUUAUUAAACAGUCUGCUGGCUUUGUCUCUCCUGUGGCUGCAGGCAGCGUCGAUUCCUGCGGACACGAGAGAGCUGUGGCUGGAAAACUUAAUGGAGGGGAAAGAAACAGGGAAGGAGAAGGGCUCUGGUGAAGAUCACACUGCCCUCCUGAGGCUCCCGGGGGAGAAGGCAAAGUUGCACGAAGACCCCGUGCUGUUCUCUGAUGACAUUUUUUUCAUUGAGCCAAUGGUGAAACUGAUUAACCUAGGAGAUAUUGAUGCUCCCUUCACCUAUAGACCUUCAACUGCCAACGUGGGCUUCUGCUUCAAGUUUGCGCCCGAGGAAGACAUCGGUGCACCAGGUGGGACCCAGACUGCUCAGAUCUCCUUCAGUGCCACCAUAGUGUGGAGGUUUGAGGAAGAAUUCCAGUUCAGUGUGGCUGGAUCUCCUAUGUCUGCAAUCCUGACUAUCAAGUACCUGCAAGCAGUGCCCUCAGCCCUGCUGGACUGAGAGAAAAGCUGCUCAUCAUGACAAAUGACUUUUUGUGUUCUUCUUGGUUUCCAAGAGCUCCUGUGGCAGAAGCCCAGCCCAGCUCAGCAGCACAGACCCAGCACAAGGACUUUAAUGACCCUCUCAGGGCUUUGCUGCUGUUUACAUAAGACUCCGUCCCAGAGAGCGUUCAAAGAACUUCUCAGGAACUAAAAAUUAAAUUUAAACUCCAAAGUUUCUACAAGUUUUAAUGGGUCCCACUGAGGGACCCAACUGAGGAAGUUCUCCAGGCAGAGCAGAACAUUGGAGGCAGUGAUGACACGUGGGGACAAGCAAGGGAAAGGUGUCUCUGGUGCUGAGCAAAGCUGGAUGUGUUUGAGGAAUGCAAAGGGCCGGAGCCCCAGCCCCUGGCCAGGCAGAUCCUGUCCCUCCCUCCUUGCUCAGGGCUCUUCCCGGGAUGGGCACUGGCAUGCGGGGAUGUGCUAUGGCAAGGGCAGGAGCAUGGGGCGGCGUCUGCCAGGCUGCUGAGCAGGGACAAGGAGACAAUGAGGCCCCAGCCCUGCAAGGGUCACUUGUCCCCUCCUGGCCCCAGGGCCAGAAGCCAUGGCCAAAAUGCUGCCCAAGUUGGCUCUGGCAGGGCUGUCUUACAGCUGCUGCCCAUCCCUGUGCCCUGUGCAGCCCAGGCUGUCCCACAGAGUCCCUGGCCUGUGCCUCUGUCCCUGCAGGCUGUCAGCAUCCCCCGGCUGCCCCACCUGGCUGGGCCCUUCCUUUGCUGACAGCUCUGCCUCCUGCCUCCCUCUGCCUGCCCACACAAAGCCUUUGGCUCAUUAUCAAAAGGGUUAAUUAAUUUUUACUGUGCCUGUGAGCUUUUAGCACAGGAACAAGGCAUGCAGGGGCUACCUUCCCAGCAGGAAUGGUUGGAAGACAAGAAGACAUCUGGCUCAAGAAUGCAGUGAUAGAAAAAAGGACUAAAUCUGGGAACUUGGGGUGGGUUUUACAGUAAUGGAUAAAUUCUAAUACACAUUUAGUGACAUUGGUAGAAUUACAUGUUCACAUAAUGUGAGGAGUUAUCCCUUGCUAGACCUCAGGCCUGAAUAAAUGAUGCCCUCUUAAACUGCAAAUGUGGGAGAUUAGGGACCGAUCGGAAGAUCUCGUGAUGUUACGGGUAGACAGAACCCCUCUCCUUUACUGUUAAAGUUACUUAGCCCCCCAUUUUGUUGGCCGUUAACCCCCGUUAUAUAUAACCCCGUGUAACCGUUAAUAAAUGCCAUUUGCUGUCCACCA